AUGAUAUGGUCCUACGUCUUCGGCUCCUCAACCCUUCACCUCGUCCAAAUAAAAGACAAAAUAAAGCACGUGCGAUGCACCUCCACCUCCAGCAGCAGCAGCAGCAACAACAACAGCAAAGCCCUAACCCACCACCGCCACUGCUGCCCCAAAACACCCGCCCGCUGGCGCAUCUACGACGGCCGCAUCCCAGGCCACACAGACAGACUCUUAUACCCACACACACACGCCGACCUACCAUCCACACUCUCCACAGCCCCCGUCGCACUCUUACGCACCUGUAAAGCCAUCUACGCCGAAACCCAAACCACGGUGUACAAAAACAAUACAAUUGACGUGGACGACUUGUUCACCUUUCUCUCCUUUGUGGGGUCCCUGUCCCCCCGCGCUAGACGGGCUAUUACGUCUCUGACAGUGCAGUGGAUGCCUGUCUGGACACCGCUGAGUGGGCAGGAGCAUAAGGGGUCGAUAUACGCGCAUACGCAUAGUGAUGAGCUCUGGGUGCGGUUUUGGGAUUGUAUUGCUAGGGAACUUUCUGGGUUGAGGUGUUUGAAGUUGAGUAUUGAUUUGGGCCGGUUUUCGGGGACGAUGGUUGGUGGGGGGGGCGGUUUUGGUUGGUGGUGGUCAGAGGCUUAG
Penicillium manginii is the source of this 636-nucleotide messenger RNA. RefSeq lists its product as uncharacterized. The transcript has a single exon. The coding region runs from base 1 to 636 and encodes 211 amino acids. The record is from RefSeq and is a predicted model, not a curated record. Lineage: Eukaryota; Fungi; Ascomycota; Eurotiomycetes; Eurotiales; Aspergillaceae.